Gavialis gangeticus (Gharial) is the source of this 3177-nucleotide messenger RNA. RefSeq names its product toll-like receptor 2. Lineage: Eukaryota; Metazoa; Chordata; Crocodylia; Gavialidae. Gene Ontology annotation, molecular function: lipopolysaccharide binding; protein binding. Gene Ontology annotation, cellular component: membrane raft; lipopolysaccharide receptor complex; external side of plasma membrane. Bases 654 to 1985 code for a protein of 443 amino acids. Gene Ontology annotation, biological process: inflammatory response; positive regulation of non-canonical NF-kappaB signal transduction; positive regulation of type I interferon production. The record is from RefSeq and is a predicted model, not a curated record. The transcript has 2 exons.
UUAAUGAGGCAUGUCCAGGACUGCUUUAUUUCAACAGGCAUCAUUUGGGGAGUGAAUGCACGCAAUAAGGAAAUGAAACAGAAGUGAUUUCUGGACAACAGAUUACAACAGACUCAAUCAGUUUUUGUGUCUUGGAGAAGCCUGUUGCUGGUGCACAUGUUCUGGGAAGGAAGUUUCUCAGGAGGAUUAUGAAAUGACCAUCACCCAGAAACCUUCUUCCUCUUUGCGUGUCAGAGCUGCAGUUGUGCUUGUUUGGCUUGGGUUUUUAGAAAACUGAAGCAGCAGGGCUGCACAUGAAGAAAUAGCAGCUGGGAGCCUCUUCCAGGUAGUAGGUCAUUGAGUGAAAGGAUCACACUCACCAGACCAGAGGUGCUCACAGAAGAAAAAUCCCUGGCAACUUAAUUAAGGACUCUCAGAAACAAGAGCAACUGAGCUGCUUCCUUGGCUGGAAAAGAUCCCAGUUCCCAGCUUGGUGGGUGAGUCUUUUAAUAACAACCUCUCUGCAAUGUUGCUGGAAUGAAAUCGCUCCCCUAGUCACCCAGGAGCAGCUGAAACAAACAUUUAGAACAAAAACAAGCAAGGCAUUCCUGAAACCUUUGAUCACUAGCAUUUUCCAGACUGCUCUUUGAGAGCCCAGAUCAGGGCUAAUCAUCAUGCACAUCGCUCAGUACUUGGUGAUUCUGCUCUUCACAGGACUGAAACUCUCCAAGGUAGAAGGAAGAUGCUUUUUCAAUAACUCCCAACAGCACUGCAUCUGCUUACAUUUAUCUGAGAAAACUGUAAGAAGUCUCACACGUUGUCUCCUUGCCACUGAAUUUGAGUUUCGAGGAGGAAACUUGGAGAAAUAUUUAGGGUUCUUACCAUUCAGAUUAGAACCAUCAGUAACUGACAUGCUGGGAACUCUGAUGGUAACCAAGGUGAUCUUUGGAGAACUUGGUAUUCCAGAGGUUCUCUUGGCAUCUGUCUUGAAAUUCUUUUCCUACACUCAAGUCACAACACUUGAAUUUGAAAGUUGCACCUUCCUUGGAAAUGCCAGCUGGGCUCACAUGGCUGGGCAGAUUUUGCCAAUCUCAUCAUUACACUUUCACAAUGUGACCUCCACUUCCCUGGUGGACAGAGCCGAGGACUUCUCCAGCUUGAGCAGCUGGCUGGAGAGCCUGCAGAAUCUGACUGUGACACAGUCCCAGGUUGCCCAUGUUCCAUGUGGUAUUGGCAAAAUUUUUAGAACAUUAAACCAUCUGGAUUUAUCAGAAAACCACUUCCAAGAUCAAAGUCUGGGAUCUUCAUUCUGCCAGGGAGCUUUCCCAGAGCUACAGGUACUAAAACUCCGUCGCAAUAACCUGAUCUCCUACUACACCAUAUGUGAAAUGCUGCAGCAGCUGACCAAUUUAGCCCACCUAGAUCUCAGUGAAAACAACCUUGCAGCUUCCUCCUCCUCUUCAUGUCUAUGGCAGUCUUCUCUCUCCAUCUUUAACUUGUCCAGUACAGGCAUAGAUCACAUUGUCAUACCUCUGCCUCCCAACAUUGAAGUACUAGAUGUAAGUUUCAAUAAUCUUCAUGCUCUAGACCUCCCACUCCACUUCCUGAAGGAACUCCACUUGUCCAAUAACAAACUGCAUGCUGUCCCCCCAGCCAAGAACUACCCUGCUUUAGAAGUCCUUAUUCUAGAUGGAAACCUGAUCUCACAUCUCUCAAAGGAAGAGCUGUGGUCUCUGAGACACCUGCGGAAUGUGAAGGCAGGUCAGAAUCCCUAUAAUUGUUCAUGCUCAGGUGCCGGUGAAAUCCAGGCCUUGGCAAACACAGAGUCCUUGCUGCAAGGCUGGCCUCAAGACUAUGUAUGUAAGUCCCCACCCCAUUACCAGGGUACUUUGGUGAAAGAUGUGCCUGAUUCAGCAGUACACUUCAACAAGGCCACAGUGAUUGUUCCUGUCUGUGCCAUUCUCAUACUGAUGUGUGGCUGGAAUAAUUUGAUUUGCCAGACAUAAAGCACGGUCUGGCCAGCCCUGCUCCUAGGCUGUAGCUUCUUCCCUUCAUGCAGCAGAAAAGAGGCUAUAAGGCAUACUGUUUCUGCAAGGGCAAAACAUCUCAGUGACCAAUUCUGCUGCAGCACCAGGGCCUGUGGGAUGAGCUCUCCUGGGAUAGCUGCUCAGGCUAGAGGAUUAGAAGGACCAACCAACUCCUGUGAUUAAAUCAAUGAAGCCACCAGUGAAGCACCAUUGUCUGAGCCUCCUCAACACACCAUUUGUAGGGAUGAUCUGUUGGGAGGUUGCAGACAUCUGAGAUGCUAGCAAAUGUGUUGCCAUCACUUUAAAGUACCAUUGUGAUCAGAAAAGUGUUGGUGCUCCAGUAGCAUUAUAGAAACUCCCUAGUCACUCUCUGGCACUAUCCCCAGCACAAUCAUGCCUGUAUUUGUCUGGAGUGGGCAAGCUAGAAAGAAGAGGAUCUGAAUUCUGUAUCCAGACAAACUCCAUAACACAAGGUAGUUUAAUGCCUUCACCUGCCAGGUCCUUGUGAAUGUUGCCAGUGAGGUACUGAAUACUUCCUGCCCCAUGCAUGUAGGCUGGAUCUACACGCAGAUUUUCUAUGAGUAUAACUGCACCAGACAAGAUUUUUGCCAUUAUACCCAUAGAGCCCCUAUGGAGAUGCAACAUAAACACAUGGCUUAUUCCACUUCCCAUAUUGGAAUAAGUUAUACAAGAGGAAGGCCUUUAUAUAAGCACCAGUCUAAUUGCAUGCACAGUAUGGGAGUUGUAGCACCUUGACAGUAUUGGUAUAAAAAGUUACAGUACAACUUGGGUAUGUAGACAGGUUCUUAGCAUUAGCAAUAAUACAGGCAGCAGACUGCUUUCAGCUAUUUUGAAUCAAAGAAAUUAAUGCAGAUUUACAUCAGUGGAAGGAGAUCAGAAUUCAGCCCAAUGUACUCAGUUCACAAAUCAAGGACUUUUUGCUAAUGCGUAGGGCACACUAUACUUAGCUACUUAACAUAAAGCUUUCCUUCACUGCACACCAUGCCUUUUAACUCUCAGAAAGCUUGCAGCCUCCAGAAACAAGAGGCUGAUCCACACAGCUCAGGGCAGAAUACCACAGUGAAGGCAUUCUCAGGUCCCCUCAGGGAGACUUUACUUCUGUACUUCCUUUGUUUUGAUUGACCUGAAAUAAAAGGAGUUUAGACCAAAA